GGAAAGCCCGUGAAUAAACUUUCAGACCAGAGAUCUAUUCUCUAGCUUAUUUUAAGCUCAACUUAAAAAGAAGAACUCUUCUCUGAUUCUUUUCGCCUUCAAUACACUUAAUUAUUUAACUCCACCCUCCUUCAAAAGAAACAGCAUUUCCUACUUUUAUACUGUCUAUAUGACUGAUUUGCACAGCUCAUCUGGCCAGAAGAGCUGAGACAUCCGUUCCCCUACAAGAAACUCUCCCCGGGUGGAACAAGAUGGAUUAUCAAGUGUCAAGUCCAACCUAUGACAUCGAUUAUUAUACAUCGGAGCCCUGCCAAAAAAUCAAUGUGAAGCAAAUCGCAGCCCGCCUCCUGCCUCCGCUCUACUCACUGGUGUUCAUCUUUGGUUUUGUGGGCAACAUGCUGGUCAUCCUCAUCCUGAUAAACUGCAAAAGGCUGAAGAGCAUGACUGACAUCUACCUGCUCAACCUGGCCAUCUCUGACCUGUUUUUCCUUCUUACUGUCCCCUUCUGGGCUCACUAUGCUGCUGCCCAGUGGGACUUUGGAAAUACAAUGUGUCAACUCUUGACAGGGCUCUAUUUCAUAGGCUUCUUCUCUGGAAUCUUCUUCAUCAUCCUCCUGACAAUCGAUAGAUACCUGGCUAUCGUCCAUGCUGUGUUUGCUUUAAAAGCCAGGACGGUCACCUUUGGGGUAGUGACAAGUGUGAUCACUUGGGUGGUGGCUGUGUUUGCAUCUCUCCCAGGAAUCAUCUUUACCAGAUCUCAAAAAGAAGGUCUUCAUUACACCUGCAGCUCUCAUUUUCCAUACAGUCAGUAUCAAUUCUGGAAGAAUUUCCAGACAUUAAAGAUAGUCAUCUUGGGGCUGGUCCUGCCGCUGCUUGUCAUGGUCAUCUGCUACUCGGGAAUCCUAAAAACUCUGCUUCGGUGUCGAAACGAGAAGAAGAGGCACAGGGCUGUGAGGCUUAUCUUCACCAUCAUGAUUGUUUAUUUUCUCUUCUGGGCUCCCUACAACAUUGUCCUUCUCCUGAACACCUUCCAGGAAUUCUUUGGCCUGAAUAAUUGCAGUAGCUCUAACAGGUUGGACCAAGCCAUGCAGGUGACAGAGACUCUUGGGAUGACGCACUGCUGCAUCAACCCCAUCAUCUAUGCCUUUGUUGGGGAGAAGUUCAGAAACUACCUCUUAGUCUUCUUCCAAAAGCAUAUUGCCAAACACUUCUGCAAAUGCUGUUCUACUUUCCAGCAAGAGGCUCCCGAGCGAGUAAGCUCAGUUUACACUCGAUCCACUGGGGAGCAGGAAAUAUCUGUGGGCUUGUGACCCAGACUCAAGUGUGCUGGUGACCCAUUCAGAGUUGUGCACAUGGCUUGGUUUUGAUACACAGCCUGGGCUGGGGGUGGGGUGGGAGAGGUCUUUUUAAAAAGAAGUUACUGUUAUACAGGGUCUAUGAUUCAUCCAUUUAUUUGGCAUCUGUUUAAAGUAGAUUAGAUCUUUUAAGCCCAUCAAUUAUAGAAAGCCAAAUCAAAAUAUGUUGAUGAAAAACAGCAACCUUUUUCUCUCCCCUUCACAUGCAUCAAGUUAUUGACAAACUCUCCCUUCACUCCGAAAGUUCCUUAUGUAUAUUAAAAAGAAAGCCUGAGGGAAUUGCUGAUUCUUGAGUUUAGUGACCUGAAGAGAAAUACCAAAAUUAUUUCGGAAAUGUACACUUUUUACCUUGUACAAGGCAACAUAUAGGUUGUAAAUGUGUUUAAAACAGGUCUUUGUCUUGCUAUGGGGAGAAAAGAUAUGAAUAUGAUUAGUUAAGAAAUGACACCUUUCAUGUGUGAUUUCCCUCCAAGGUAUGGUUAAUAAGUUUCACUGACUUUUAGA
This is a messenger RNA of Symphalangus syndactylus (siamang), 1859 nucleotides long. RefSeq names its product C-C motif chemokine receptor 5 (gene CCR5). Gene Ontology annotation, biological process: positive regulation of cytosolic calcium ion concentration; calcium-mediated signaling; inflammatory response. The record is from RefSeq and is a predicted model, not a curated record. Gene Ontology annotation, cellular component: external side of plasma membrane; membrane; cytoplasm. Lineage: Eukaryota; Metazoa; Chordata; Mammalia; Primates; Hylobatidae. Gene Ontology annotation, molecular function: chemokine (C-C motif) ligand 5 binding; C-C chemokine receptor activity.